AUGGGUUUCGGGAACCUUGCAGACUACCCCAGGCUGCUUGUGGCUGCCAAUCCCUCGCGACUCGAAUUGGGAACCCUCUUUGUUGGCCUGGCGUCUUCAAUUGCAUCGGGUGUCCCCUUUCCCAUCAUUGGUAUCAUAUUCGGCCAACUGAUCGACGAUUUCAACUCAGUGACAUGCAAGGAAACUGGUGGCUCCUCGACAGGGGACUCUAGCGAUCAAUCUGACAUCAAUAGCAAAAUUCUGCUGAUCGUGUACCUGGGCAUUGCUCAAUUCGUUUUAAUCUACCUUCACCUACUAUGCUGGACUAUGACCGGUGCGCGCCUGGCGCAGCGACUCCGCGAAAGAUACCUCCAGAACUUACUCCGACAAGAACCCUCUUUCUUUGAUAACCUGCCCGCUGGAGAAGUUGCUUCUCGACUCAACACCGAUAUCCAAACAAUUCGCUCCGGUACAGCUGAGAAGGUCGGAAUCUGUAUCUCGAGUUUCUCUUUUUUCGUCACCGCAUAUGUUGUUGCAUUUAUCAAAGACUCUAUUCUUGCCGCGAUGCUGCUUUCCUUGAUCCCUGCAUACUUCAUCAUGUCAUUUGUUGGAAGUUACUAUAUCGAGAAAUACACCGGGCGCAUGUCGGAUUAUGCUGCUUCCGCUGCGUCGAUUGCUUCCGAGGCGCUUAACAACAUUGUUGUGGUGCACGCCUUUGGUGCGAACGGUCGUCUGGAGGAGAAGUUCUCCAAGGCACUGAAGGACUCGGAAACCGAAGGAUUGAAAAAGGCCAGCGCCACUGGUAUUCAAGCUGGUGUCUUGUAUUUCGUAGCAUAUGGUGCGAACGGUCUUGCAUUCUGGCAAGGAAGUAAGCAGAUCGCCGCGGCAGUGCGUGCGGGGUCGGCGGGUGCGACUGUUGGAUCUGUUUUCACUGUUAUCUUCGUCUUGGUUGAAGCUACCCUGCUUCUGAGUCAAGUUGCACCUUUCAUCCACUUGUUUACACAGGCUGUUGCUUGUUACCACAAGCUGCGUGACGAUAUCGAGCGUAAAACCUUGAUUGAUGGAUACUCCGAUGCGGGAAUUCGCCUCACCCAGGCGGAGGGUGGAUUUGAGUUCAAGGACGUCUCCUUCAUUUACCCCUCCAGGCCGGAGAUCACCGUUCUUAACAAGAUCAAUCUCUCUAUUGCUCCCAAGAAGCACACAGCCAUUGUUGGUCUUUCUGGAAGUGGAAAGUCCACCAUCGCAGGCUUGGUUAUCCGCUUGUAUGAUGCCACUGAAGGUGAGAUCACUUUCGAUGGCCAGAAUAUCCGCGACGUCAACACCCGUGACCUGAGAGGAUUUCUCAGUCUUGUGCAGCAGGAGCCCUCCCUUCUCGACCGAUCCCUUUUGGAGAACAUCGCACACGGCUUGGUGAACUCAAGCAAACCGGCCCAUGCACACCUGAAGACGGCACUCCUCGGAACUGACCUCUCUGAUCUAGCCACUGAAGUCAGAGAUGGUCAGGAUCUUAUGACCGCAGCAGAGAGACGGGGCCCAGAAAUCGUCGAAAUUGUUCAAUUGGCCCGGCAGGCUGCUGCGCUUGCCGAUGCGGAUGGCUUUAUUGAGGCAUUGCAGUAUGGGUACGCCACGAUGGUUGGCUCUAGUGGUCGACUCAUUAGUGGUGGUCAAAAGCAACGAGUCUCUCUUGCCCGUGCUCUUGUCAAGGAUCCCGCGGUUCUAAUUUUGGACGAAGCAACUGCUGCUCUGGAUUCACGCAGUGAACAGCGUAUCCAGCGGGCUAUCAACAACAUCUCAACCGGUCGAACUGUCAUCACAAUCGCUCAUCGUCUGUCAACAAUCACAAAUGCUGAUAAGAUCGUUUGUAUGCACAAGGGAGAUAUCUUGGAGGAGGGAAGUCACUCGGAGUUAAUGGCUGGUAAUGGACCUUACUCUGAGCUGGUCAAAUUGCAGACUCUCGGAGCCGCAUCCGCAUCCAACAAGACUGAUACCACCACCAGCAUUGAGAGCGUCAGCAAGUCCGAUGCUACCUCUAUUACCGACGUUGAAAAUGAGAAGGGCAGUGUUUCAAAUGAACUAGAACCCACAAAAGAAACCCGUGUCUUGACCACGGAAGCACCAGCCGGUAACUCUGCAGAGGAAGAAGAGGAAGAGCCUGAGACCCCGGUCAAAUCAGUGUGGGAUCUUUGCAAGGGCUAUGCACCAGCUCUCAAGCCCCAUUUGCUCGUCAUCUUCGCUGCUCUUUUCGGUUCCAGCAUGGUUGGCGGAGCCUUCUCUGGUGAAGCCGUCAUUUUCGGAAACACAGUCGGAAGUUUAAACCCUUGCUUCAGUGCAGCCAGUAUCAGCGAACGGGGUAACUUCUACGGUCUGAUGUUCUUCGUCCUUGCCAUCAUCGAGUUCUUUGCAAACAUCUGGCAUCAGUCCAACGGUCGUUCGCCUGCCUUGCUUCUGUCUUAUAUCACCAGAGAUGGUAACGCCCUUGCUGGUAUGAGCGGAUCUGUCAUUGGCACCCUGUUCUCUAUCACCGUUAACCUCAUCGCCGCCAUUAUUUUGACCCACAUUAUUGCCUGGAGAAUUGCACUGGUCUGCCUCGCCCUUGUCCCUCUCCUACUCGGAGCUGGUCUAAUGGAGCUGAUGGUCCUCGGCAAAUUCGAGGAGCGUCAUGAAAACGCCUACACCAAGUCUGUCGACAUUGGCGUGGAAGCAGUUACCUCUAUCAAGACAGUCGCUUCUCUUUCUCUUGAAGAAAACACUCUGAAGACCUACCGACGAUCCCUGAAGGGGCCCCGCAGGGAGACAUUCAUGGUUACCGUGCAGGCAAGUUUGUGGCAAGCCAUGACCUACUUCUUGGGUAACAUGGUGAAUGCACUGGCAUACUGGUGGGGUUCCAAGCAGAUCAUCAACGGCAACUAUACUCAGACCGAGUUCCUCAUUGUUGUCUUCUCUCUCUUGGUCAGUGCCCUGCUUUGGAGUCAGAUGUUCGCUCUCGCGCCCGAGCUUUCUGCCGCGCGAUCGGCAAUGUCCAGAAUCCUUGGCCUGAUCGAGAUCGGCAAGGACAAGAUGAACUCCCAGCUCACACCAUCCAACAAGGAUGUCGAGGCAAUUGAAGAAAAGCCCACCUACAACUCUGGUAGCUCGGCUUCCAGCGUGCAGCUCCGCGAUGUCCACUUCUGUUACCCUGCCCGGCCAGACAUGAAGGUGCUAAAGGGCUUGAACGUUGAUAUUCGCCCCGGCAAGUUCUGUGCCCUAGUUGGACCCAGUGGUGCCGGUAAAUCGACCAUCAUCUCCCUGGUCGAACGCCUGUACACACCUGAAUCUGGCUCCAUCAUCAUCGACGGCGUCGACAUGACUAAGACCUCAGACGUCUCCUUCCGUGACUGGAUUUCCUUGGUACCCCAAGACAGCGUUCUGUUUGAGGGAAGCAUCGAGUUUAAUGUUGGUCUUGGUGCCCGGCCCGGCCACAAUGUGACUCUUGAAGAAAUCCAAGAGGCUUGCAAGCUCGCAAACAUCCACGAUGUUAUCACUUCAUUGCCGGAUGGUUACCAGACCCUCUGUGGACCCAGUGGUAACCAGUUCUCUGGAGGCCAGAAGCAAAGAUUGUCCAUUGCUCGUGCUCUCGUUCGCAAACCUAAGCUUCUCAUUCUUGAUGAAUCGACUAGUGCCUUGGACGCUGAAUCCGAGAAGCUCUUGCAGGAUGGUCUGGAGAAGGCCGCACGGGGAAUCACUGUCAUUGCUAUUGCUCACCGUCUUCACACUAUCCGGAAGGCCGAUGUCAUAUUCUUGAUUGAUGGUGGUGUAUGCACUGAUUCUGGAUCUCAUGACGAAUUGCUCGAGCGGUCCGACAGCUACCGGGCAAAUGUCAUGCAUCAGACAGUGGCGACUUGA
Penicillium hordei is the source of this 3861-nucleotide messenger RNA. RefSeq names its product ABC transporter permease/ATP-binding protein. Lineage: Eukaryota; Fungi; Ascomycota; Eurotiomycetes; Eurotiales; Aspergillaceae. The transcript has 3 exons. Gene Ontology annotation, cellular component: membrane. Gene Ontology annotation, biological process: transmembrane transport. The record is from RefSeq and is a predicted model, not a curated record. The coding region runs from base 1 to 3861 and encodes 1286 amino acids. Gene Ontology annotation, molecular function: ATP hydrolysis activity; ABC-type transporter activity; ATP binding.